GUGUUGACGUCUCACCGGGCAGCCGGCAAAGACUUCCGGCAAAUGAGUGGCACUGAAGAGCCCCGAGGCUGGCGUGAGGCACAGGAACUGUCCCCACCAAAGGUGCUACAGAUCUACAAGGGCUUUGUCACCAAACCUGCUGCAGCAGCAGCAUGGUCUAAAGGAGCCUUUGCUCCCCAACCUGAGAAGUGGAGCCGGGGCGGUUUGUUCAUCUCCAGUGCUGACCCAGCUGCUGCUCAGCAACAGGAGAUCAAGGAUGACUCCCUGGAGCUACGGAGGAAAAUAGUGAACAUGGAAAAUCCUGUGAUGAAAUACACGGAACUGGAAUAUAUUGGCAGAGGGACUUUUGGAGAUGUUUGCAGAGCACUUGACAAUGCCACAGGAGAACAGGUGGCCAUAAAGAAAAUAAAUCUCCAAGAACUGAGGAAGAAGGAACUAAAAGUCAAUGAACUCAUGCUCAUGAAGCCAAAUAAGAAUCCCAACCUGGUCAACUAUUUAGACAGGUGA
Vidua macroura (Pin-tailed whydah) is the source of this 507-nucleotide messenger RNA. RefSeq names its product serine/threonine-protein kinase PAK 3-like. Lineage: Eukaryota; Metazoa; Chordata; Aves; Passeriformes; Viduidae. Gene Ontology annotation, cellular component: cytoplasm. The transcript is spliced from 5 exons. Bases 43 to 507 code for a protein of 154 amino acids. The record is from RefSeq and is a predicted model, not a curated record. Gene Ontology annotation, biological process: intracellular signal transduction; protein phosphorylation; regulation of MAPK cascade. Gene Ontology annotation, molecular function: protein serine/threonine kinase activity; ATP binding.